GCAACCCAGCCCAAACGCGACCUGAGUUCGUACUAUGGCACAAGGCCGAGUUGAGAUGAGGUCCCUGCGGGUCUCUCCUCUGGCCCUGGUCCAAGUCCUGGUCUUAGUCCUGGUCUUGGAUCUAAACCUGGUCUGGAGUCUGGACACACAAAGACCAAACUUUGUCCUGAUGAUGGUGGACGACCUCGGGAUCGGAGACCUGGGCUGCUAUGGCAACAAGACACUCAAGACUCCUCACGUGGACAGUCUGGCCUCAGAUGGGGUGAAGUUGACUCAUCACAUCGCCGCGGCUCCUCUCUGUACCCCGAGUCGAGCCGCUUUCCUCACGGGACGAUACCCCAUACGAACAGGUAUGAUGGGUGGAGCGUUCGUCUUUAACGCUGCCUCUGGAGGACUUCCUCAGUCUGAACUCACCUUCGCCUCCAUCGCACAAGAGCAGGGCUACGAGACCGCGCUCAUCGGUAAAUGGCACUUGGGUCUGAACUGCGAGUCGAGCUCUGAUCACUGUCACCAUCCGAACAAACACGGAUUUAAAUACUUUUACGGAUCUCCCAUGACAAACCUUCGUGACUGUCGCCCGGGACACGGCACCGUUUUCCAAUUCCAGAAAUAUUUACCCAUAAAAACCGCAGUUACCAUUUUAAUCGCUACCAUUAUUGUUUACUACUUUGGGCUACUUCCCGUGCCGAGAUUCCUGGUGGUCGGAGCGUCGUGGUUGGCGGUCCUGAUCGCGUGUUUGGUCGCGGUGUUCCUGUUCGCUGUCCCGUAUAUGAACUGUAUUUUGAUGAGAAAUGGGGAAAUAGUGGAGCAGCCGUUUUCGACCCUGAAUUUGACCCAGCGGAUGACCCGGGAGGCGGUGGACUUCAUGGAGAGGAGUUCUGGGAGGCCGUUCCUUCUCUUCGUCUCUUAUCUCCAGGUCCACACGGCGCUCUUCGCCUCGUCAGAUUUCCGGGGCUCCAGUGCUCACGGUAUCUAUGGCGACGCGGUACAGGAAGUGGACUGGAGCGUGGGUCAGAUCCUUCAGACUCUGGAGCGUUUGGGGCUGAGUCAGAACACUGUGGUGUAUCUGACCUCAGAUCAGGGAGCUCACCUGGAGGAAGUGUCUGCCACAGGAGAGAGACACGGCGGCUCCAACGGCAUCUACAAGGCCGGGAAAGCCACAAACUUCGAGGGAGGGAUCCGGGUCCCGGGUCUGAUCCGAUGGCCCGGAAAAAUCCCCAAAGGACUCGAGAUCCAUGAACCCACCAGCAACAUGGACCUGUUCCCCACCGUGGUGCAGCUGAGCGGAGGGCAGCUGCCACAGGACAGAGUCAUAGAUGGGCGCCCCCUGCUGGACUUGUUGUCGGGCACGUCUCAGAGUUCAGAUCACGAGUUCAUGUUUCACUACUGUCGCUCGUCGCUGCAGGCCGUCCGCUGGAGACCCAAACACCGUAGCUCGGUUUUUAAGAUGUUUUAUUUCACUCCAAACUUCUUCCCCGUGAACUCCAGCGGCUGCUUCCACACAUUGGUCUGUUUCUGCUCCUCUAAUUACAUCACUACCCACAAUCCCCCUCUGCUCUACGACCUGACCCUCGACCCCUCCGAGUCCACGCCGCUGAGUCCGGGAUCUGAACCGGACUAUCACGACAUCGUCCGGACCAUGGAGCGGGCGGUGAGGGGGCAUCGAGACUCGCUGCGGCCCAGAGACAAUGAGAUGUCUGCGGGGAAAAUGCUGCCCAAGCCCUGGCUCCAACCCUGCUGCUCGUCCGUCACCCAACUCUGCCAGUGCGACAAGGACACAUAGACCGGGUUUAGACCGGGUCUGGACCGGGUUUAGACUGGGUUUAGACUGGGGUUAAAUUGGGUUUAGACCAGGAUUAGGUCAGGUUUAGAUCGGGUUUAGACUGGGGUUUAAACGGGGUUUAGACCGGAUCUGGACCAGUGUUAGACUAGGUUUAGACCGGAUCUGGACCAGGGUUAGACUAGGUUUAGACCGGAUCUGGACCGGGGUUAGACUAGGUUUAGACAGGGCUUAGACUGAGUUUAGACCGGGGUUAGACCUGGUUUAGGCUGGGUUAGACCGGGGUUAGACCGGGGUCAGACCGGGGUUUAGACGGAGUUUAGACUGGCGUUAGACCGGGUUUAGACUGGGUUUAGACCGGGUCUGGACUGGGGCUAGACUGGGUUUAGACCUGGGUUAGAUCGGGUUUAGACCUGGUUUAGACCAAGUUUAGACCAGGGUAAGACCGGGGUUUGACCAGGUUUAGACUGGGUUUAGACCGAGUUUAGACUGGGGUUAGACUAGGUCUGGGCCGGGGUUAGACCGGGUCUGGACUGGGGUUAGACCGGGUUUAGACUGGGUUUAGACCUGGCUUAGACUUGGUUCAGAACUAGUUUAGACCUGGUUUAAUUCUAAUUUAGACCUAGUUUAGACCUGGUUUAGACCUGGUUUUAGACCUAGUUUAGACCUGGUUUAGACCUGGUUUUAGACCUAGUUUAGACCUGGUUUAGACCUGGUUUUAGACCUAGUUUAGAACUGGUUUAGACCUGGUUUAGACCUGGUUUUAGACCUGGUUUAGACCUGGUUUUAGACCUAGUUUAGACCUGGUUUAGACCUGGUUUUAGACCUAGUUUAGACCUGGUUUAGACCUGGUUUUAGACCUAGUUUAGACCUGGUUUAGACCUGGUUUUAGACCUAGUUUAGACCUGGUUUAGACCUGGUUUAGACCUGGUUUUAGACCUGGUUUAGACCUGGUUUUAGACCUAGUUUAGACCUGGUUUAGAC
Molecule: messenger RNA, 2764 nt
Organism: Boleophthalmus pectinirostris (great blue-spotted mudskipper)
Lineage: Eukaryota; Metazoa; Chordata; Actinopteri; Gobiiformes; Gobiidae
Gene: sts
Product: steroid sulfatase (microsomal), isozyme S
Exons: 10
Coding region: 35-1783 (582 amino acids)
Molecular function (GO): arylsulfatase activity
Source: RefSeq, a predicted model, not a curated record